GCGACGUAGUGGGGGUAAUAUCGAGGGGAGCUGCGAGGAGCUUCCGUUCAUCUGCGAAGUCAGAGAAGGCUGGCUGCGUUCGGUGGUGCUGUUGAAAAACACGAUGAAAAUGGCGUGGCAACCGCAAGAAGAAGGACUCAGGCAAAUUUUGUCGCUCCUCAGGGAAUCGCAGAGCCCGGACACGGCAACUCAGCGCGCUGUACAAGAAAAAUUGGAGGAGUUAAAUAAAUUUCCAGACUUCAACAACUACCUUAUAUUUGUCUUAACCAAGCUGACAUCAGAAGAUGAACCUACGAGGUCUCUCAGUGGUCUCAUACUGAAGAAUAAUGUAAAGGCUCACUUCCACAAAUUCAUGCCCGAAGUCACAAACUUCAUAAAGCAAGAAUGUUUAUCUGCUGUGGGCGACCCUUCUCCAUUAAUUCGUGCAACCGUCGGUAUAUUGAUAACCACUGUUGCAUCCAAAGGUGAACUGACAAAAUGGCCGGAACUUCUACCAGCUCUUUGUCAGAUGCUGGAUUCGCAAGACUAUAAUGUCUGCGAGGGAGCUUUUGGCGCUCUACAAAAAAUCUGUGAAGACUCUGCCGAGUUAUUGGACUCUGACGCACUAAAUCGUCCUUUGAAUGUCCUCAUUCCUAAAUUCCUACAAUUUUUUCGACACACAAGUCCAAAAAUUAGAUCACAUGCGAUAGCGUGCGUUAAUCAAUUUAUUAUUAAUCGCACGCAAGCACUCAUGAUACAUAUUGACAGUUUCCUAGAAAACCUCUUCCAUUUAGCAAAUGAUGACGAUCCGGAUGUCAGGAAAAAUGUGUGCAGGGCUUUGGUAAUGCUCCUUGAAGUGCGAAUGGACAGGUUAAUACCACAUAUGCAUAACAUAAUUGAGUAUAUGCUGAUGCGGACUCAAGAUCCUGAUGAAGGUGUUGCACUAGAAGCCUGUGAAUUUUGGUUGUCCCUAGCUGAUCAGCCUAUUUGCAGAGAAGCUCUUAUACGGCAUUUGACCCGGCUAGUUCCAAUUUUGGUAAGGGGUAUGAAGUACUCAGAAAUAGAUAUAAUAUUACUGAAAGGCGACGUGGAAGAGGAUGAAAUGAUCCCGGACAGAGAGGAAGAUAUCAGACCAAGAUUUCAUAAAGCAAGAACGCACCACUCCCAUCACGCAAUCAUGAACAAACAUACGGAUGAAAACGGUGGAUGUGGAGACGACGAGGAUUCAGAUCCAGAAGAUGGCGGAGAUGACGAUUCGACGCUUACUGACUGGAAUUUGAGAAAAUGUUCUGCCGCAGCUUUAGACGUAUUAGCCAGUGUCUUCAGGGAUGAACUUUUACCAGUGUUAGUGCCAAUCUUAAAAGAAACACUGUUCCACCAGGAAUGGGAGAUCAAGGAAUCUGGUAUCCUUGCACUGGGAGCUAUCGCCGAAGGUUGCAUGUCCGGCAUGGUACCACACUUGUCAGAGCUCAUUCCAUAUUUAAUUGGUUGUUUGAGUGAUAAGAAGGCUUUGGUACGUGCCAUAACAUGCUGGACAUUAAGUCGUUAUGCCCAUUGGGUAUGCCAGCAACCACAUGACACUUACCUUAAACCUUUAAUGACGGAAUUGCUCAAAAGAGUUCUCGAUGGCAAUAAACGCGUGCAGGAAGCUGCGUGUUCCGCGUUUGCCACUCUGGAGGAGGAAGCAUCUACGGAAUUGGUUCCAUACCUGGGAUUCAUUCUGGAGACUCUUGUUUUCGCAUUUGGCAAAUAUCAACACAAGAAUUUAUUGAUACUGUACGACGCCAUCGGUACUCUUGCUGAUUCCGUCGGUCAUCAUUUGAACAAACCAGAUUACAUUAACCUUCUAAUGCCACCUCUUAUCAACAAGUGGAACGUUCUCAAGGACGAAGACAAAGAUCUCUUUCCACUGCUGGAAUGUCUCUCAUCCGUCGCAACAGCAUUACAAUCUGGCUUUUUGCCAUAUUGCGAGCCCGUUUACAAACGCUGUGUCUCUCUUGUGGAACAAACAUUGAAUCAACACAUAGCAAACACACAGAGUCCGGAACAAUUCGAAGCUCCCGACAAGGACUUUAUGAUAGUUGCGCUAGAUCUUCUCAGUGGCUUGGCUGAGGGAUUAGAUGGUCAUAUGGAACGAUUAGUAAUGAACAGUAAUGUUAUGCAAUUAUUGUAUCAGUGCAUGCAAGAUCCAAUGCCGGAGGUCAGACAGAGCAGUUUUGCUUUACUUGGAGAUCUAACAAAAGCUUGCUUCCAACACGUACUACCGUGUAUACCGGACUUUAUGCCGAUUCUUGGUCAGAAUUUAAAUCCAGAGUUCAUAUCAGUAUGCAACAAUGCGACGUGGGCCAUAGGGGAAAUAUCGAUAAAACUUGGACCCGAUACGAGUGCAUACAUUCCAUUAAUUUUGUCACAACUUAUCGAUAUAAUCAACCGACCAAACACACCAAAAACUCUACUAGAAAAUACAGCCAUAACGAUCGGUCGCCUAGGUUAUGUGUGUCCCCACGACGUCGCCCCCAUGUUACAGCAGUUUGUCCGACAGUGGUGUACCUCCUUGAGGAACAUCCGUGACAACGAGGAGAAAGAUUCGGCGUUCAGAGGUAUGUGCCAGAUGAUAACGGUCAAUCCUGCAGGAGUCGUCCCAGACUUUAUAUUCUUCUGCGAUGCCGUCGCAUCCUGGGUAACGCCUCGCGAAGAUCUCAAAGACAUGAUCCUUAAGAUUUUACACGGCUUCAAGAAUCAGGUCGGUGCGGAAAACUGGAGGAGAUUUUCCGAUCAAUUUCCACCGCAGCUCAGUGAACGGCUUCAUGGCAUGUAUGGCGUCUGAGCAGCCCCGCCUACUUAUGCUCAGCCUCGAUUGCGGAUCUUUGGCUGAUCUCAGCUUCCGAUCUGACUGAGACUGUCAGUGGUGCUAAUGAUGAUGAUGAUUGACUUCUCAAAGGACUCGGACUCUAUGGGACUGUUCCUAGUACCUGACUAUCCUAUCCUUGCGGCACGAUUUUAAUAAAGGAAAUAAGAAAAAAAAUUAUAUAUACAUAUAUACUCUCUCUCUCUCUCUCUCUCUCUCUCUCUCUCUCUCUCUCUCUCUCUCUCUCUCUCUCUCUAAUAAGAUCUCUCUAAACCACUCUCGUCUGUCGCAGGCGCAGGUAUAUUCAUCGUUCAGCGUUUAAACCCAAUAAUGACUCGUGGCGUUACUUCUUUUUUUUUUUAUUGUCACACCUGACCACCUUAGUACUUAUGAUAUAUACCUUAAGUUGGUACUACGGGGCCUGGGUAAGUUUAUUAUUAAACAGUGGUUUACUAUUUCUUUUUUUUUUUUUUCUUCUUUUUAUUAACGUCGAGAUCCUGGCGAGGAUGCUAUCGGAUAAUCAAGUGAACUUCUCCUAGCGUAAGAUAGACGAGUAAUUAUUUAUUAACCUAUACACUAUGCGAUUAGCAUAGGGCUGAUCUCGACGUAGCGACGCGUUGCGUAUGCGUUUUACUGUAAAAAAAAGGCAGUGUGAAUGUAAAAAAAAAAAAAUUCAACUUAGUCAAUACUCGUCGAUUAAGAGAUUUUAAUUUUCAUUAAAGGAUUAUAAUUAUAGGUAAAUAAUUUGAAACUUCAUUUUCAACCUAAAAUGUACGUAUAUCGGACCUUUUGUAUUUUAAGUGGCACAAUUGGAAAAAAAAAAGAAAUAUCUGCCCACUGCGAGGUAGGCAACUUGAGAAUUGAAGGCCGUUUAAGGUUUUGACUAAUAAUAACAGAAAUAACGUUACUAAAUACGCUACUGUGAUUGUGUAAUACCGAACCAAGUAAUUCAAUGAAUUCCUAAGAUGUCUCUUUGUAAAUCCUUUGGCUGAGCCGCACAGUUACUUUGUACAGUAAAGAAUAAAAUUCGGUUUUACGUACGAAUCCAUUAUAAA
Cephus cinctus (wheat stem sawfly) is the source of this 3882-nucleotide messenger RNA. It is a transcript of the gene Tnpo, whose product is annotated as transportin-1. The coding region runs from base 104 to 2806 and encodes 900 amino acids. Gene Ontology annotation, biological process: protein import into nucleus. Gene Ontology annotation, molecular function: nuclear import signal receptor activity; small GTPase binding. Gene Ontology annotation, cellular component: cytoplasm; nucleus. Lineage: Eukaryota; Metazoa; Arthropoda; Insecta; Hymenoptera; Cephidae. The transcript has 15 exons. The record is from RefSeq and is a predicted model, not a curated record.